GAGCCCGUUCGCGGUUCUCUGGUCGAAGUUUGAUCACGCUGGAGCCCGCGAGCACAAGCCGGAGCUCGAGUGUCGUCGCCCUCCUACCCCCACGGAGCCGGCCGGCCGUCCGCAGACAUGACGGACUACGACGAGCGCGCGUCCAACAUGUAUCUGCCCAGCUGCACUUACUACGUCUCCACGCCCGAUUUCACGUCCGUCUCGUCCUUCCUACCGCAAAGCACCUCGUGCCAGGUGAAUUUCCCCUACUCCGCCAACAUCGGCCAACCUGUUCGGGAGGUCUCGUUCAGGGACUACGGACUUGAGCACCCCAGCAAAUGGCACUACCGGGGAAACUACGCGUCCUAUUACUCUUCGGAGGAGCUCAUGCAGCACCGGGAUUUGCUGCAGUCGUCCUUCAAGAGCGAGCCGCUGUACGGCGGCACACACGCAGGCGCCGGCUCGCCCUGCAACUUAUUUCCUGGCGUGGGACGCAACGGAGUCCUGCCGCAGGGCUUCGACCAGUUCUUCGACGGCUCCAACUCGGAGAAAGCCGCCGCCGAGACGGCGAGAAACAAGAAUGACGACGCCGAUACCAAGACGGACGAAGCCGGAAACGGCGACUCGGCAGCGGCGGCGACGACCGGCGCGGAUGACGACUCGUCGUCCAACUGCGGCGACAAGAGCAGUCAACAGCAGACCUCGUCGACCAAAUCAAGGAAGAAAAGGUGUCCGUACUCCAAGUACCAGAUCCGCGAACUUGAACGCGAGUUCUUUUUCAACGUGUACAUCAACAAGGAGAAGCGCCUGCAACUGUCCAGGAUGCUCAACCUGUCCGACCGCCAGGUGAAGAUUUGGUUCCAGAAUAGAAGGAUGAAGGAGAAGAAGCUCAACCGCGACCGUCUACAGUACUUCACUGGCAACCCCCUCUUCUGAUAAACAUACAGUAUAUAUAUAUUCCGUAUAUAUUAAUAAGUAAACACGCCAAAGACUGCUCCUUCUUGUGUAAUCUAUUAGUUGCCGACGUGUCGACUGCAUUUAUUUAUGAAUCUAUCCUCACUUGAUCAGGAACAAACCAGAUUAUUUAUUCUAUGUGCAUUUCAAGGAUGCAUGUCAUGUGGUGUCAGUGUGUCAAACAAAAAUGUUCAACUAAAUAACAAGCAGCUGACAUGCAGGGAAAGUGUGUUGCGUGCGUGUGUAUGUAUGUGUGUGUGUGUUCACGCCUUUAUUUCCCCUUCUCUGAAACACUGGAUUGUUUACUAAACCUUGAACCGUCUAGACACAAUCAUAAAAGCAGCUGUAAAUGUCUAAAUAGGGGCUAUUGGACUUUGCAGCCCCUCACCAUCCAAGUAUCCCUUUUUUCCUGCCUCAAAGUACAGUUGCAAAAUCCGGGAAGCUGGAAACAUCUUUUUUUGUUGUUGUUGGAUGUUCAACAUGGACCAAUUUGGACUUGGACUAUGUGUUUUGUCAAUGGACGUGAGCGUGUGUGCUUCAUAGUGAUUAUCCAAGUGGUCAGAUAUGACCCCGGGCUAAUUUAGUAAUCAUGCAUUUUUAAUUGAAGUCGACCACCGCAUCCACUAUCUGCAGGGAAACGGUUUUAAAUAACAAGUUUCAUAAGGCGUUUAAUUGCGUGGCGGUCAAAGUCCAGCAGUGAAAUGACAUGAUGUUGUCCAAAAUGUCCACAUGAGGGCAGCGUUGUAGUUUUGGAGAGGGGUGAAAGCAGCCAAAGAACAAAAGCGCUUAAUGCUUUCAACACAUGUUGGCUUUGGGGUUUCGCUUCAACUCGGUACAGAACAUUUUAUUUUAAAAAAAGAAAUGAAAAGAAAAGAAAAAAAAAAAAAAACUCAUGUGAUUUUAUUUAGGAUAUUUCAGCUUUCUUUUUGACAUCAGCUAAAAUGCAAAAAAAGUGAUACAAUCUUAUUUUUACUUGAACGCACAAAUUACCCCCAUGCUGGGUUUGCGUCACGCAGCAAAUGUAUAAACCAAAUGCUAAACGGUCGCCUCCAUUUGUAUUUUGCUUUAAGACACAUUUAAAAAGUGUUUCUGCCAAGAGGACAAUUAUACACUCACGUAUAUUCUUUUUUAAACUGUUUGUCGUUGAGACAUAUUGUAGAUUGUGUGUGUGAGAAAGUGUGUGUGAGGGAACUGUUGGUCACGCAUGUAAAAGGAAAAUAAAAUACUAUUCAUUACUGUUCCAUAUUUGGAAUCAGUGAAAAAGAAUGACGGAAAAUUGUCCUCAAUGUGCCAAAUUAAAAGUAAGAAUUGUAACAGUUUAUUAAUUCAGCAAAUGUUCAGAAAUAUAAACGUGCGUAAAUUUACUUUACCACAGAUUUUAUUGAAACAAUUUUUAAAGGGCAAAAAAAAAAAAAAAA
Messenger RNA from Corythoichthys intestinalis (scribbled pipefish), 2351 nucleotides. It is a transcript of the gene hoxd11a, whose product is annotated as homeobox D11a. Bases 118 to 915 code for a protein of 265 amino acids. Gene Ontology annotation, biological process: regulation of transcription by RNA polymerase II; anatomical structure development. Lineage: Eukaryota; Metazoa; Chordata; Actinopteri; Syngnathiformes; Syngnathidae. The transcript is spliced from 2 exons. Gene Ontology annotation, molecular function: RNA polymerase II cis-regulatory region sequence-specific DNA binding; DNA-binding transcription factor activity, RNA polymerase II-specific. The record is from RefSeq and is a predicted model, not a curated record. Gene Ontology annotation, cellular component: nucleus.